Molecule: messenger RNA, 663 nt
Organism: Exophiala aquamarina CBS 119918
Lineage: Eukaryota; Fungi; Ascomycota; Eurotiomycetes; Chaetothyriales; Herpotrichiellaceae
Exons: 1
Coding region: 1-663 (220 amino acids)
Source: RefSeq, a predicted model, not a curated record
AUGCGAGGUUCAGUCCUGGGAUUUGGCACUGAUAUCGGAGGUUCGGUGCGUAUCCCUGCCUUAUGCUGCGGGCUAUACGGUUUGAAACCAACUGUGGAUCGAAUACCAUACUUUGGUCAGACGCCCUUUGUGAAAUAUGGGUACCAGCCCAACGUGAGCUACGCUAUGGGGCCGUUAGCGCAUUUUGCCCGGGACAUACACUUUAUCUUGAGGACCAUCGUCGAGUCCAAGCCGUGGAAAUACGAUCAUACAGCACUUUCAAUGCCAUGGACACCAAGCAGUCUCCAGAACCAUUUAACAGUAGGUUGCAUCAUCGAAGAUCCACUGUAUCCAGUUGCGUCACCAGUGCUUCGAACGAGACAGGCCGCCAUUGAGAAAUUGCGCCACGCCGGGUUGGACAUUGGCAUACUGGGUGACGUCCCGUCAUUUGAAGAAGCAGGAGACCUCACUUGGAGUUAUUUUGACCUCGAUAAUACUCUAGUUCCUUACAAGGGCUGGCCUGGAGCGUCUGGCGAGCCAUUGGUCAGUGCCGUUGAGAAGAUGCAUAGAUCACAUGUGAAUCCCCGCAAAAACCGAACGCUUGAGCUCUUUCAGAUGAAUGUCAAGCGGUCCGCAAUCCGGCGACGGUGUCAAACAGAUACGCAUAACUUGCUUCAAUGGUAA